Molecule: messenger RNA, 2293 nt
Organism: Leptomonas pyrrhocoris
Lineage: Eukaryota; Euglenozoa; Kinetoplastea; Trypanosomatida; Trypanosomatidae
Exons: 1
Coding region: 107-2293 (728 amino acids)
Molecular function (GO): protein binding
Source: RefSeq, a predicted model, not a curated record
GGCAACGUCCGCAGCGGCUACGAAGCACAUCGAAUAUACAAUCUAUACCGAAGCUAACUAUUGAAUACCGCAGCACGCUGCGCAAGAGCGCUCAGAACUAUCGAGAAUGGGCAAGGGUCGCGACAAGCGCAAGAAGAACGAAGACCCUGCGAAGGCCGCCAAGCGAGCGGCUCGGCAGGCGCUGAAGCUCCACAAAGGCGAGAAGAAGGAAGACGGAGAUGCCACCGCGGAGGGCUUCAACAACGAGGAGGCCAUCGAAGUAACCCUCAAACGCAUUCAGAAGGCAGAGGGGAAGUUGAAAACUGUCGAGGAGGUCCAAAACGUCAGCCCGCCGACGCCGCGGGUCAACGUCGUCUUUGUUCCCCACCCGGAGCGGGACAACGAGAUGAUUCUCUUCGGCGGUGAGUUUUGGAACGGUGAGGCGACGGAGGCGUACAACGAGACGUACUUCUUUAACGCCAAAAAGAACGCGUGGGCUCGCCUGUCCGCCGCCGUCAACCCGGCCCCGCGAAGCAGCAGCCAGGCGGUUGUCUACAAGCACUUCCUUAUUCUUUUCGGUGGUGAGUUUGUCUCGCAGUCACAGUCACAGUAUCUGCACUUCAAAGACGUCUGGCGCUUCGACACCCGCACCAGCGAGUGGGAGGAGUUGAAGACGUUGAAGGGCGGCCCCUCCUCUCGCAGCGGCCAUCGCAUGGCCCUGUGGAAGCGCAACGCCGUCCUGUUUGGCGGGUUCUACGAUAAUGCGCAGGAGUGUCGCUACUUCGACGACUUGUGGACUCUGUCGCUGCUCGACGGCGCGGGGCGGUGGGCGCAGGUGAAGACCGCACCGGCCGCGGAGGUGCCACACGCCCGCAGCGGCCACAGCAUCGGCGUCUAUCAAGAUCAGCUUUUUGUCUACGGCGGCUACUCGACGCAGAAGUUCAACCGCUUCAAGAAGUCAGAGGCGACCGUGCACCACGACCUGUGGAUGAUCCGGCUCCAGCAAGGAGAGGAGGAGCAGGGGGCGAGGGAAGGCGGCUCGCUGCCGAUGUGGACAAAAAUUCGCCUCGGCGGCGUCCCGCCGCCAAUCCGCUCCGGCGUCUCCUCCGUCUUCAAGGACAAGCGCCUCUACCUCUUUGGGGGCGUGGUGGACAUCGAGUCCCCCGGUGGGAAGAUGGUGUCGACCUUCAACAACGACCUCUUUGUUUUCCACAUGGACACUAAGCGCUUCUACCCGGUCGUGCUGCGCCGGCUGACAAAGAAGGAGAAGACCACCGGCAAGAAGGAGCACCUCGACGACCUGGCGGCACAGCUGAGCGCGUUGGAGCUGCACCGUGGGGAGUCGAGCAGCAGCAGCAGCGAUGAGAGCGAGUCGUCGGACGAUGACACAGGAGCAGAGGCCACGGCGCAGAGCGCCAGUCAAGAGAUGAAGGUGAGCUACGAGAAGAACCGUCACGGCCAGAUCCUGCCGCACCGCCGCAUGGACUCAGCUCUCGCCAUUCUCGGCAACACGCUGUACCUCUACGGCGGCCAGUUCGAGAGCAGCAAGAAAGAGAUCACCAUCUCGGAUGUGUUUGCGCUGAACUUGAACAAGCUUGACACCUACCAGCCGCUGCUCUCGCAGGAUCUGUCGGCGGCGGUCUGGCUAGGCAAGGAGUCAGAGAGCAACGCGAACUCCUGGGAGAGCGGCAGCACCGUCGUCAGCGCCGUGUUCGAUUUGGACUACGACGAGGAGGACGAGGAGGACGACGCGGGCGGACACCACCGAGGCGUGGACUUCGGCAAGAUGCCGCGACAGGCGCUUUUGGACUCCGAGGACGACGGUGAGGACGCUCCAGAGGCCAUCCCGGCGGAACUGGCGGUGGAGGUGACACCUGCCGCCGAGGAGGUGAGCGAGGCCAUCGACGGCGUAACGCGGAGUCGUGGCAAGAAGGGCUUGAAGGUGCACAAGGAGCAGCUGUUGGCGCAGCUCGGUGCCUCUGCUACGGUGCCAACCCCCGAGCGCGAAGAAACCUUUGCCGCCUUCUUUGAGCGCACGUUGCCCUUCUGGAUGACGACAGCGCGCGAGUCGGUCGAGAGCAAAACGUCGGACCGCCGCCUGAAGCGGGAGGCCAGUGAGUUUGCGCGGCACCGCUACACGGAGGCGAAGGAGCUGCUCGAGCAGCUGCGUUUGGUGGAGGAGCGGGAGAAGGAAGAAGCCAACUUUUUCCGUGAGCGGCGCCUGCAGAAGGAGAAGGAGUGGGAGGAGUACGAGGCGCAGCAACAGCGUGGCGAGGAGGAGUCAGGUGAGGAGAAGGAGGAGGUGGAGAAGUAA